GCACAUUUCUACCGACUUUUUGCCGAACGUGGCAACGGUGUUCAGCGGCAAGUGGUGGAUGCGUACACAGAAUUUACAAACAUCUGGUGUUUGUUGUUGUGCACAGUGAAUUUGUUGCGAGUAUUCAAAAAUGUUUUCAGGUUGUUUUAGCGGCAAUUAUAGCAUUGUUAUCAUUGAUAGACAAUUUUCAAAGAUAAUGUGACGUCGGAAGUGCAUUCUUUGUGGAGUUAGCAGUGAAAAAACUGAUGCAACCUUCCUCAGGUUUCCUAGUGAUAAGAAAAAACAAGAAGAAUCUUCAAUGGGUGAAUGAAAAGAUGAAAGUUAAACUUGCCGUCCAGACUUUGAGCAAGAGUGUUGCAGAAGCAUUAGACUUUUUGAACAAAGAUCUGGCUAUAGCUGACUUCAAGGAUUCAGAAGCUACAUCAUAUUUUUGUAGAACAGUAAACAAUUUAUUUGAUGUUUUUAAUUCAAGGAAUAGGAUAAAAUUAGGAUUUUUGGGAUUCAUAAUUUCAAUAAACAGCCUGUAUGAAUAUAGAGUCAAAGAAACCAAAGAGCUGAAGUACCUUCUCACAUAUAAGUUAUCUCAAGAUCAUUUGGAAAUUUUCUUCAGUUGUAUAAGAAGCAAAGGAGGAUACAGCAAUAAUCCUACCUCGAAGCAGUUUCAGAAUAUUUAAAAAAAAUUAUUACUUCAUACUGAAAUUAGUGGCAAUGAAGCAUCCAAUGUCGUCGCAUUAGAUAGCACAUCCAUUUUGCACUGUUCAUCAUCAUCUUUAGAG
Molecule: messenger RNA, 776 nt
Organism: Acanthoscelides obtectus
Lineage: Eukaryota; Metazoa; Arthropoda; Insecta; Coleoptera; Chrysomelidae
Source: the annotation of a GenBank genome assembly